AGUGGAAAGCCUUGUCUUUCUCUUGUAAAUGCCAAAGUGGAACUCACUACCAUCAAGUUGAUGCCGAAUAAUAACAACCUUGCAGGCCAGGGUAGGCUCUUUGAUUUUCUGAGGCUCUUUACUAGAGUAAAAGGCCCACCUAUCUCCUCUAAGGCUCUCAAAUAUCAAGCUUCCUCACCGUCAGGGUGUGCCCGAUGGCACUGAUGGUGUCACAGUAUCCAAGGAUUAUCGCCAACACAGCAUGCUUACAUGUGUGUCCGGGCUCACAGUUGUCUUUCUUCUCCUAGGGAUGAUUGAUUGGAUUGUGGUCCAUGUGGCUGGUCUCUAGCCCUCUACCUGCCGCCCAUCCCCCUGGUUAGGCUGACAUUGUGGGGCUCAAAGCCCUAGUAUAAGAAACCUAAACUCCAUUUGUAAAAGUUUCAGUAUUCCUUUGCUUCCAGCCUCUGCCUCAACAUUCCCUAUUUCAGAAGAGCAGGCCUGGCCACCUUCCUUAUGAACUCUCAUGUAUAGGAAAUCCCAGAUAUCAGAGAAGAUUUCUCCUCACUGACUCUCCCUUUCCCCACCCACGUCUCAUGUUGGUGGAAUUCUUCAGUAUCGUGGGCACUACAUUUAGUGGUUGAGUCUACUCUGACCUCUAGUGACCCCAUGAAACCAAGUCAACAGACUCCUGCCGCACAGCGUUUCCAGGGAUGUGCGUCCUCAUGGAAGCCGACUGCAACCCCUUUCUCCAGUGGGGCAGCUGGUCCCAGGCUAGGUGAACAGAGAGCCAGUCGAGUCUAGACAGCUGGAGACCAAGGACAACCGUUUUGGACUUUCAUGAAAUUCCAAGCAAGGGUUCGUUCUGCUCUGCCUGUCUGUGGACCAAACAUCAUUCACCUGCCUCCAGACUGCCCAGUGGCUCUGCCUGCACUAGCAGCCCUCUUCCUAGAGAGACUCCUUGUGCUUAGAGAGCACAUUCACUUGCACCUCCAGAAGCUGUAGCCAGGAAAUGUACUCGCUGGACCUUGAGGACGUGGCUGUGAACUUUUCCCAGGAAGAGUGGGCCUUGCUGGAUCUUUCCCAGAGGAAACUCUACAGAGACGUGAUGAUGGAAACCAUCAGAAACCUGGCCUCAGUAGUUUCUCAAAACCUUGAUGAUGGAGAAAAGCUGUCCACUGAAAAUACAGUAGUACAAUUCAUGAAAAAUGACACCUGGUCCUCUGUGGUAGGAGAAAUCUGUGAAUUGCAUGUCACUGAAGAUCAGAAUAAAGACCAGACUGCGUCUGUGAGAAGGCAUACAAUAGAGAAUGUCAGUGAAGUUAUUGAAGACUCUCAGUGUGGACAGCCCUUCAGCUGGGUUCUAGAUCUUUCUGUGCUCAGAAGAACUCCUAUGGAAGCCUAUUCUUCAUCAUACCUUCAGUGUGUUAAAUCCUCCAUGGAUCAUUCAUCACUUACACAUCAUAUCAGCUCUCACUUUGAAUAUGGUACCUAUCAAGAUAAGGGAUGCGAAGAACCCUGCAGUUGGCCUCCUUGCCCCAGGACCCCAGUGCAGACUCUCAUUGGAAAGAAACCCUAUGAAUGUAAAGAAUGUGGCAAAGCCUUUCGCUAUCCAUCUCACCUUCGAACACAUAUGAGCAGUCACAAUGGAGAAAGGCCUUAUGAAUGUCAGGAAUGUGGGAAAGCCUUUGUUCGGUCUUCAUCCCUCAGUAGUCAUAUGAGAACUCACAGUGGAGAGAAGCCAUAUGGAUGUAAGGAAUGUGGGAAAGCCUUUAGUGUGUCCUCAAAUGUCAUUAAACAUAUGAUCAUUCACAGUGGAGAGAAGCCUUAUAAAUGUAAAGAAUGUGGCAGGGCCUUUUCUCAUUAUUCAUCCCUCAUCAGACACAGGAGAAUUCACAGUGGAGAGAGGCCCUAUGAGUGUAAGGAAUGUGGCAAAACCUUUCGUUGGUCCUCAGACUUCUCUAUGCACAAGCACACUUGCGGUAAAGAGAAAUGUUAAGUAAGGAUGGUUUUCCACAUACUGAUGCGUCAAACUACAAAUUCCUUGAAGUCUUUCCUAAGAGAAAGCAUCUCAGAGAGUAAGAAGGCAACAGAAGUGGAAAGAAGGUAUCAUGAAAAUUACUUCGUGCGUUUUGGAAAACUAACAAUUUCAUCGUAAGUAUACAUCUGUCUUAAUGAAUGGCUAAUUCUUCAGUCUCAUGAGCAGCUGUGCAGGUGUGUACUUUCUAAGUCCAUGCUAAAUUUACCUCAAAGCUUUUGUAUCACAAAUAAGGAUUUAGGGAGCAGCCUUGAACAUCAAUGAGUUUGUGGUUUUAAAUUUUUAAUGAUGUUAAAUUGCAAUAAAAUGUGCUGAUCUUAUAUUUGGAUUGAGUGGUUUUUGGGUAAUUGAUCGUGCUUUACUUCCAUGUAUUCCACUUUUACCCAUUGAAAAGUUAAGAAUUUUAGCCUUUGUAUUCCUAAGUACUCAUUGGGAGGUCCUUUUUGAGGCUCUAAAAAUAUCUUAUUUUGUCUACUAAAUUUACAUCCAUUGACCAUUAUUCCCUUAAAUUAUUAUCAUUUUGAAUUUGAUGCUGCUCUGUGCCACAGUAUCUAGCUGAGGCAUCCUGUACUUUGCUCCUCUUUUGCACUAAUCUUGCGAUUCUGGUAGAAUUCAUGAACAAACAACUGUUGCCGCUUCCCUUCAGAAGUUAAGAUUAACCCACCUCCAACCAAAAGACAGUAUUCACUAAACAGUACCUGCAGCUGGGGGUGGAUGCAACUGGUGGUGAGACUUACAUAACUUAACAACCCGUUCUCUGCCCUAAUGGCUUUUUGUUUGUUUGUUUGUUUUGAACCUUGAAAAAAUAUAUAUGCUAUCAAGCUCAAGGACACUCUUUGUGUUGCGCGUCACUGGGUGGAGGGUCGUGGAUACAAAUGAAAGGCAGGCAGCCAACAUACAAGGGACACAACAGCUACAAGGUCACAGAAUGGAAUCGGUGCCUGGCUGGCUUAAGUCUCCGUU
This is a messenger RNA of Echinops telfairi (small Madagascar hedgehog), 2977 nucleotides long. Its product is annotated as zinc finger protein 699-like. Gene Ontology annotation, cellular component: nucleus. Gene Ontology annotation, molecular function: DNA-binding transcription repressor activity, RNA polymerase II-specific; DNA-binding transcription activator activity, RNA polymerase II-specific; RNA polymerase II cis-regulatory region sequence-specific DNA binding. The transcript is spliced from 6 exons. The record is from RefSeq and is a predicted model, not a curated record. Gene Ontology annotation, biological process: negative regulation of transcription by RNA polymerase II. The coding region runs from base 989 to 1975 and encodes 328 amino acids. Lineage: Eukaryota; Metazoa; Chordata; Mammalia; Afrosoricida; Tenrecidae.